Molecule: messenger RNA, 9804 nt
Organism: Schistocerca americana (American grasshopper)
Lineage: Eukaryota; Metazoa; Arthropoda; Insecta; Orthoptera; Acrididae
Product: protein still life, isoforms C/SIF type 2-like
Exons: 19
Coding region: 9-3890 (1293 amino acids)
Biological process (GO): small GTPase-mediated signal transduction; activation of GTPase activity; positive regulation of axonogenesis
Cellular component (GO): synapse; membrane
Molecular function (GO): guanyl-nucleotide exchange factor activity; protein binding
Source: RefSeq, a predicted model, not a curated record
ACGACCGCAUGUCGCUGACGACGGCUGUGAGCGACGAGGACGACGCGGAGAGCGUGCACAACUCGCCGUACCGCGCCAAGCAGACGGGCACCGCCGCCGCCUCCUUCAACUGCACCGGCGCCGUGCGCAAGGCGGGGUUCCUGAGCGUGAAGAAGUGGCUGCUGCGGAAGAAGCACCAGAUCGAGCUGGCGCGCAAGCGCGGCUGGAAGGGCUACUGGGUGUGCCUGAAGGGCACCACGCUGCUCUUCUACCCGUGCGACUCGCGGGAGGGCCGCAGCGUCGAGGCGGCGCCCAAGCACCUCAUCAUUGUCGACGGCGCCAUCAUGCAGCCCAUCCCGGAGCACCCCAAGCGCGACCACGUCUUCUGCCUCAGCACCGCCUUCGGCGACGCCUACCUCUUCCAGGCGCCGUGCCAGGUGGAGCUGGAGAACUGGGUGAACAGCAUCCACUCCGCGUGCGCAGCCGCCUUCGCCCGGCACCGCGGCAAGACGGGCACGCUGCACCUGCUGCAGGAAGAGAUCUUCCGCCUUGAGAAGGCCAUCGAGUCGGACCACAAGCUGAAACACAUGGCGGACCUGCAGCAGAGCGUGGUGUCGGACCCAGAGACGAAGCAGCAGAUCAACAACCAGAUCGUGCAGUGGGAGGAGAACCUGGAGCGACUCCACUGCGAGCAGUUCCGGCUGCGCUGCUACAUGGCCAGCCUGCAGAGCGGCGAGCUGCCCAACCCCAAGAGCCUGCUGACGCACGUGUCGCGCGCGACGAAGAACACGCUGAACAAGCUGGGCGUGUUCACGGUGUCGUCGUUCCACGCGUUCAUCUGCGCGCGCAGCCCGUCGCUGCUGAACAACCUGCUGGCGGGCCGCGGAGCCACCAAGCGCCGGCCGCCCAUGCUGUCGCGAUCCAACUCCGGCUCCUCGCGCCGCUCGCUGCAGCUCUCGUCUCGCGACGACCAGGACAAGAGCGUCAAGGUCGCGCUGCCCGACAACCAGACUGCUCAUAUCUACCUGAGGGAUGCAAUGUCUGUCGAGGAAUUUCUGGCAAGUGCAUGCGGUCGGAAGAAUUUAAACCCGAUGGAACAUUUUGUACGGGUCAAGAAAAGACGAGACAUGGAAGACCACAAUUAUUUCGUUCCUCAUCGGACGGAUCUUAUAGAGACAUAUCUCCACACACACGAGAUAGUGGAGGUUUGUGCAAAGAUACUGUAUCAGGUAGAGCUUCAGCGUACCACUCUCGAACAGAUGUGGGGAUUCUCAGUGGAAGCAGAACUGAUCGAGAACGCCGAUCGCCAAGACGAACUGUGCUGUUAUGUGAGCAGAGUGGAGGACAAGAGUGUUGCUAUGCAGAAUGGAAUAAUCAAGGGCGACGAGAUCAUGGUAAUAAAUGGUGCUAUAGUGAGCGACUUGGACAUGAUGUAUCUCGAGAGUGUUCUCCAAGAAGAACUCGCCCUGUGCAUGAUGAUGAGGUCAUCACGGACAGAGCCGCCAGAUCUUGUGGGUAUUAUGCGUGCGACGGACGACAUCAUCGAGAGCCUCGUCUGCCCACCUCCCCCUUCAGAUCCCCCUAUCAUCAGCGAAGAGAUGAUAUCAGGGCUCAUUGUUCCUGCACCCGGGUGGAGCAAGGAGCUUUACUCUCCCGAGGCGGAGAGCUCUCCUGCUCCUUCUAGUGAAGCUGGUGGAAAAACUACUUCCCGGACGAACUCAUUCGAAAUAGAAAAUCUACUGAAGACUGCAGAGCAAGUGACAGGCUUCUGCCGAUCUCCUGUAGAAACUCGUAAGUCUAGUCCUACAGGUAGUGUCACAAGCAGCCAGUCACAAGCUCUGCUUACACCUAGCCGCCAACUUACUGAUGCUGAAAAACUUCGCAAAGUUAUUCUCGAACUUAUUGAUACCGAACGCACUUAUGUUAAGCACCUGAAUAAUCUAUUGGAGAAUUAUUUAGAACCACUGAAGAAAGAAACAUUUUUAUCGAAUGCAGAAAUUAAUGCACUUUUUGGAAACAUCCAAGAAAUUGUAGCAUUCCAAAGACAAUUUCUUCAGAACCUGGAUGAAGCUCUAGAAAUGGAACCUGAUUUCAACAAGUUUGAGCAUCCUAGCCAAUUCAAAAAUGUUCUUUUCUCUAUUGGAAAUGCAUUCCUAUUAUACGUAAAUCACUUCAAGCUCUACAGCUCCUUCUGUGCAAGUCAUUCAAAGGCACAAAAAGUACUACACCCUAAUGAGGGUAACCAAGCACUGCAAGAGUUCCUAGCUGCACGUAAUCCAAGACAGCAGCAUUCUUCCACUCUGGAAUCAUAUCUCAUCAAACCAAUCCAACGAAUUCUUAAAUAUCCACUUCUACUGCAGCAGCUGCGAAACUUAACAGAUCCUUCUUCAGAUGAGCAUCAGCAUCUUGUUGAGGCCCUUAAGGGCAUGGAGAAGGUAGCUGAACAUAUAAAUGAAAUGCAAAGGAUACAUGAAGAGUAUGGAGCAAUAUUUGAUCACUUGUUUAGGCAACAUCAAAAAUCAUGUAAACAGCCAAUUGAUCUCUCACCUGGCGAUCUUCUUUAUUAUGGAGGUGUUGAAUGGUUGAACAUAUCUGACUUCCUAGGAAAAAUAAAGAAAGGCCUUGAACUCCAUGCAAUGUGCUUUGUAUUCAAGUCAGCAGUUGUGUUCCUCUGUAAGGAACGAUUGCGACAGAAGAAGAAACUAAUGGGGGUGUCGAGCAAAGGCAGUUCCAGUGAAGUAGAAAUAAUUCGAUACCAAGUUCUUAUUCCUGUAACUGAAGUACAAGUUCGUGCAAGUUCAGCAAAGGACAUGGAUUCACAUUUCCUCUGGGAACUUAUACAUCUUAGGUCACAACUACAAAGGCGAUCAGAAAAGGUUUACGUUCUUUCUAACAGCACGGCAGACUUCAGAAAUGCGUUCCUGAAAACUAUUCGCCAAAUAAUUCGUGAGAGUGUUCGUAAUAUGAGCAUCCCUGCAACGAAGCCAGGAUCAGGAUCUGGGGCUCUAGUGUCAUCUGCAUCGACAUCAGCAACACCCAGCAGUGGUACAGCCACUAAGGUUCCGGCAGGUAGUGCUGCCUCUAGCAGUAUGAGUGGAACUGGAGGCAGUGGGUCUUCUGGUGGAGACAGUCAUCAACAGCAGCAACAUCAGCAGCAACAGCAACAUCAUCAACAGCAGCAGCAGCAACAACAACAGCAGCAGCAGCAACAACAACAACAGCAACAGCAGCAACAGCAACAGGCAACAUCUAGCAAGGGUGUAGUAAUUCUGCAGGGAUCACACACUUUGGGAAAGCCAAAGAAACCACCAAAGGGCCUUCAGCGGCACUCGGCUGGCAACAUUGACUAUGACAAUCUUGAUCGAACUGGUGAAAGUAGUUCCCAAGAAACUCCUAGCAGUUUCCGAGCACGUAGCAAGACUGUUAGUGAUGGUGCUGAUGAAAGUCAUGAAAAAGGUAGUGGCAAACAGCAUGAUUUGGAUCCAGGAACAAAGUCUGAGGGAGAAGAGGAUUCAAGCCUAGUUGCAACAGCGAAAGGGAAGUCGACUCUAGGGAGAACACCAAAUCACCUUACUCUGAGUUCUACGUCAACCCUCUCAGCAGGAAGCACUGGAAGCCAAGCAAGACUGAUCCAAUCAUCCCAUCAGCCUGAGAACUACCAGCCACCAACAGUUAAAGAUUUAGGAUCACCCGUGUGGAAACCAAGAGACAUGGUAGGCCUAGGUGAAGCAACCACACUUCCUCGAAAGGGUAAAUCCUCCUCUACCUCUUCCUGUUCAGAUAAUACAGCUAGGGACAGAGAACGUUGCUUAGUGUUUGAUUACCCAACUCCAACUCGCAAAGCAGAAGGCCAAAGCAGCACACAUGAAAAUGCGUCAUCAACAUCUUCAACCAGUGCACAGCAGCCAUGAAGAAAGUCGAGCGCUCGCAUAGGUAAAUUGCAGUAUUAACAUCAGUCAAAUGGCUCAGCAUAUCUUAAUAAUUUGCAUGCACUUCCAAUGAAUCAUUCAGCAUAGACAGAGGACAUGAGGCUGCUCAAACAUUAAUCAUUUGUUGAUUCUGUUAGAUAAUGUGAAAUUAUUCUGAUCCAAAGAUACAGGGAGCAGGAUACCAUUGCUGAAAUCAUACAAAAUUUAAAUAUAAAUCUUUGAAUAGUUCAGUAAUAAAGGUUGUUAUGAAAGAAGCUGAAUGAUUCAUUAAAAAUAAUGUGACCAUCAGUUUUAAUAGACUUUUUUGUCUCUGGGAGCGUUUGGCAUAUUAGAUAAACUACGGAAGUGCAAAACCAUCAUGUUUUGGAGUAAAAUUAUUAAGAUUGUAAACCAUAAAAUAUCUGCUAAGAUAAGUAAUGCUAGAGCAUUACAGCCAUUGCGAGCGCACUGAAAAAUAUACUAUUUUCAAACCACACUUGGCCUAUCAGGUAACGCACAUAAAAAAAGGUUUGAUUGUAACUGCUCAAAUGUGUAAAACUAAUUCUUUAUCUAGAACAUUCCACUGGGAAGCUCUGUUUCGAUGAUUUAUUGCAUUGUUGAUUUGUAGCAGCUGCUACUUACUGAUAAGUGAAUUAUUGGUUCACCAACAACCUGGUUCAAUAUGUUUUCUUGAGUCUGUUUAUUUAGAAUUACUCUAAUGUACAUUUAAGACAAAAAUCCCACAGCAAAAAAGACUUAUCAUUCUUUAGUGAAAAAGUGAUUUUAUUUGUGAAGCAAUGUAUUGGAAAUUUAUCAUCACAUGUAAAAUAAUUUUUUACACACACACAUCAAUCUGAAAUGUGGAAUUAUUUAUAUGUUAUGCUAUUUUCUCAGUUGCAUUUCAUAGAUUAUAUUUCACUAAUAAGUCAGAGAUUAAGUAUGAAAUAUCACCAGUUUUAUUAAUUAUUUAAGGAAUAGAAAGUAUGUUAGGUUGUGUUGACCAGAAGAAACUGAAUGUGUUCUUGGAUGAUUUCUUGUGUAGGAAUUUGCAGAUAGAUGUGUGCUAAAUUAUGCAUAAAAUUUAUUUAUUGAAGAUAACUUACUUGCUUUUAAGAAGUGUAAUGUGCCAAAUUUGUUCAUAAUUUGGGAUGUAUUGUUGAUAUUAGUUAUAACUGUUAUCAGGGAAAACAAUGAUAAUUUAUUGAAUUUAGACCUGUAUUUUUUGUUUUGACACAGAAUACUCAAAUUUAUUUUGUUUCCAUAAUCUAAAUGUGCAACAAACAUGUGAAUCAGUUGCUAAAUGGAUUAAUAUUUUUGUUAGCAGAAUGAAGGGAGCUUAGCACAACAAAAUGUUAAAAUUCUUAUGUGAAUAUGAGAUUUUAUAAGAUGACUUUCUCAAACAAGCCUUGUGGCUAAAACCUGGAGAAUGUAGAGCUUUAAAUAUGGGAUGUCAGUCUUGGUAAGAAAGAUACUAUAUUGAAUAAUAUGUAUGAAACCAGGGAUUAAUUCAAAAUAAUAAUAGGAACAAUUGCAAUAUAAUUUUAUACUCUGUCAGUACCUAAGCCUUAGAGGGGUGUGAAUUGAGAACUUAAUGAAAAUAUAAAUAAAUGUAAUUGCACAAUUAUACAUAACAGACACUAUUAUAGAAAACUUAUCAUCAUUUACUAAUGGUCUAACACAUUAAAAUACCAGAAGCCCACUGUUGAGCAUUGAAGCCCUUGAUUAGAAGAAUUUUUUCUAUUCAGUGGAAAGAAAUUCCUGUUAAAGAUAAACCAAAGUUUAAUAGUAUGGUAUAUGUAUAAAUAAAGAUCAUAGUAUAAUAAAUAUAUACUCAUAAUAUUUCACUUUUCAAAAGUUUCGUUCAGGUUGUACAAAUCUGUACAGUAAAAUUUGCUAUGUAAGUAAUGUGGAGUCAUAAUCAUAUCAUUACACACUAACAAAGACUGUUAUAUACAACACUGGGAGCUUAAAUAUGUGAUGUCUAUUCACAUCUCUCCAUGUAAGAGCAUGGACUUAAGACUAUCACUUUCAAGAGCAUAAAAUCAUAUUGUCACUGUCAUCCACUGUUAAUAUUUAAUUCAGUUUCAUUCCGCAACAGUAUUCCUGUAGCUCCCAUUUCGAUGCUUACAUUGAAACCGAUGUAAGCACAUUUUGUACUCAGUAAUUACAAAACUGAAGAGAAACUUAACACUAUUGAUUAAUUGAGAAUUUAGAGCCAGCAUAUUACUCAACCCUUAAUUUUUUUCUUCCACUCAACUUCUUUAUAUUUCUUACCCCUUAGUCCCACGGAAUUUAUGUGAGAGACGGCUGUUUUAAAAAGGAAUUUACAAAAUCAGCAAAUAGAAGAUAAACAGGUGCAGAAAAUCAAGAGGUAGUAUCUAUUUUGUAUGUGAUGUGAGAGUCCAUUUCCUGUAAAAUACUGUUGGCAGUGAUAAUAUCCUUCAUAUAUUUGUGAUACAGAAAUAUAUGGAAAGCAGUAGCAUACACAAAAUAAGUCUUUCUUUUUAAGGAAAUAUAAAAUUUGGCAAAUGGACAAAUCUUAAAAAAGAUGCCAUAAAUGUUGACUGUUACUGAUUAACAAUCAUUAACAAAUAUUAUUCUGAAAUCAAAUCCAGGAGAUGUAUGUAUUGUUAAAUCUUGGAUUUUUAAAGAUUAUUCGUAAGUAUGUUACAGAAGGAGUAGUUUAAUUUUUAGGAUUGUUACCAAAUAAGAAGGGUAAAUUUAAUUUAAAUCAAGUCUGAAGUAUGUAGCACUUAACAUGACAAUGAUCUGUGCAGGACAAUUUGUUAGUGUCUUGCACUAUGCAUGAUAGGGCCUACAUAAAAUUGUGUGCAUCAAGCACCUGUUGAAUUACCACAAAGUAUAUCUAGCUCAAAUUUGGAAUGGUAUUUUUUCCUGUAAUUUAGUGAAAGGCAAAGAACUGUAAUAUCCUGAGUAUUACAUUUAGCUUUACUAUAAUAUGCUGUAAAUUUGGAUUCCUGUCCUUUGUCCUACCCAGUUCCUUUCUUACUGAAUUAAUAAUUAGCACACAAAAUCCAUAUUUCAUAAUUUUGUAAAUAGUGUAAAGCAUCUCAUAAAAUCAUUUCAUACAUUACAAGUGCGAAAGCCAUAAUCAUUUAAGACAUAUGUUGUUCACUCAGAAAAGUAAUUCAAUGCUCAGAAACACCAGAAGAGAAGAAAAAAAUGAUGCGAUAAUGUCAUAAUGAAGAAAAUAUUGUAUUCUGUGAAUCAGUCGAAGUGUUUCACUUACAUCUUUUUAUUAUGAAUUGUUUUACAGAUUUACAGUGAGCUUGAAAGUUUUGCAUUUUCUGUUUUGUGUGUUUGAUUUAUAAACAUAUUCAUUAAUUACAUUAUAUUAUUAAAUGUAACAAUAUCAACCACCUUUUGCAGAUUCAUGUUACUUUGAUUUCAAAUUAGUUGUUUUUGUGUCACGCAGUAUUAUCACUUGUUCAAGAAUGUAGGAAAUAUAUCAUGUGACUAGUACAUAUUACAACUUAUGUAUAAAGAAGCAUCAGGGUUUGUUUUUAUAGCAGAUCUGCUGACAAAAGUGUUUCUGAAAAAUAUUGCUCAUAGUAAGCAUUUGCCAUAUAUCUGUUGCACAAAAAAAGAUUUAUAAAGUGCCAGUUUUUUUAACUUUAUGUGGUUCAUCCUUCAUCUCAAGAAUUUGGCACUCCAGUACUAUUUACCUCUCUGUAAAAGGCUUAUGUCAUAAAAAAUGCGAUCAAAAAUACUCCAACAUUAAGGAACACUAUGGACAAUACACCUUCUCACUUUCAACAAAAUUUGCUUAAUGUGUGCAAAAUGUUUUAUGCCAGAAAGGAUGUGCCCUGAAACAUCAUCUUCAUGUCAGAGAAAUAAUCAAUGCUCUUCAGGACGUAUUUCUGAAUUCUGACAGUUUUCUGCAACAAUUACAAGAGACAACAUUGCGCACACGUCUUGAACCAGUGGUAACAUAAAUUUAAGUUUCAGUGCUCAUAAUAUUGUUGAAUUACUGAGUUGUACCAUUAAUUUCACUUUAGUUAUACUGACGAGAGUAACGAUCAAUGUCAUUAUAUAUUCCCACAAUGCCCAUGAGUAGUUUUUUCUUUCAUUUUUCCUGCCUCGGUAAAGUAAUUUGUGCAUUUGUUAAAUCUCUUUGAAAAGAAAAAACACACUUUAAAAAUGUUGUACAAUGCUCAAUAUAUUAUUUCUCAAAAUUUGGCUAUUAUUUUUAUUUGUGUGCAAUUAGUAAAUGAAUAGGGAAGUAACACGUGGGUGUAAUACAAUGCAGUACAAAUGAGUUGACAUUCAUCCUUAUGCUGUUUGUGCAGUUAAAAAAAAGAUUUUAUUUCUAGUUUUUCAUGACAACAGUGUCAGCAAGAAAAUGAUUAAAUGAUCUGGAUUUGUAUAAAGAAAUAAUUAACUGAUCACACUGACAUUAUAUGCACAUCAUUUUGAUACAAACAUUAUAAACUACAUGCCCAUAGCUCCUCUCUUUACUUGUUAUAUUAAAAUAUAAUUAUUCAAGAUUUAACUGACAUGUGUUGUAAAUUAUGCAAUCUGUCAUACUAGCUGUAUGAAUAUUUUAAUUCAAUUAAAACAGAGAAUUUUUGUCUUUGCAUAAUUAACAAAAUAGAAUUGAAGGUUAUCUUGUUAUUUCCGAAUAUUUAAAGAAAUUGAGAGCUUCAAUUAAAUAUAAGUUAACAUUAAUAAGAAUCAGCCUUUGUGAAAAUUAUUUUAUGAACUAUAAUGAGUGAAGUCAGAAUUACUGGAACUUCAGACACUUUGCUCAGAAGCUAGUAUCUUUUUGCGAUAUUUUAAGAUACCUCUUAGCUAAUCUCAUAAUCUGUAAACACAAUAUUGAAGUACUGUGGUUAAUUUCUACUCUUUGACAAUCAUUAUGUUGCCUGAGAGUCCAGAUAAAAGAUGAUUAAUUAAUUAAUUCACUCAUUCAUUCCUGAUACUCUCAUGAGUGAAGUAUGUGUUUAAUCAAACAUACAGUUUUUUAUCAAGCAAGCUUUGAUUACUGUGUGGUGAUUCCUUAAUUAGCUGUAACCACUGAAAUUUAAAUUGCAUAUUUUUAAUUGCAACUCUUGCAUUCAUACAGUUUAACUUUUUAUUUCUGUGCAUUCAAAUUUUUAUCUUUAUUCCAAAACAGUCGUUUGUUUCCAUGAAUAACAUUGCUAUUUUUUAAACUUCAAUUUCUGUGAUAGUUUUCCACUAAUUCUACAGUUGUGUAAUCUAAAGUGAUGAAUCAGGUUGAGAGAUGAUAACCAGAACAUCAGAACUUCUUAUUCAAAAUUCUCAUGCAACACAAUGUUGUCAGUUAGUUUUGCUUUUUGUGGUGCCAUAAUAAAUGAAACAUAAAUUAUUGUGUUACUGAACCAAACUCAGUAAAGCAGUAUUUUUCAUAUAAUUUUAUACAUUCUUUCCUGUUGCACAAGUAAAGCGUCACAUUUAUUAUUAUUUGUUUCAUCAGUUUGUGUUUUUGGAGCAAUAAGAAAUCUAUCUUCUAUUUCUGUUUGAUUCCCAAAAAUGUAUUUUAAGAAAAUAAUGAAUGAAAAAUUCAAAUUUUAAUGUGUUUUGAGAUUGAUUAGUAAAGGUGAAUAGCUGAUGGUCUUUAUAUCCAAAUUGUGAGUUUGUGUGUGUGUGUGUGUGUGAGAGAGAGAGAGAGAGAGAGAGAGAGAGAGAGAGAGAGAGAGAGAGGAUGAUAACAGUUUACUUUAAGGAGUUAGAUAAUGAUGGCAUCACAAAAAUUUUAAUUUGUUAUUGUUUGUGACAAUUCAAUCAAAAAUGAGUGAGAAACAUGUGGAAGAAAUACACAUUAUUGGAAAAUUCUACAUUUCCACAUCAUUGUAGUUAUACUGGAAGAAGGAAAGCGAAAAACAGAUGCCUUGUACAUAGUAUAUGUAAAGCUUUAAAAUAAAUUAUAAUUGAA